Molecule: messenger RNA, 779 nt
Organism: Rotaria sordida
Lineage: Eukaryota; Metazoa; Rotifera; Eurotatoria; Philodinida; Philodinidae
Source: the annotation of a GenBank genome assembly
AUGUUUUCUUUAAAAAUUUCUUUUCUAAUUAUAUUAUUAAAUUCAAGUUGUUAUUGUCGAUAUUAUUCUCGUUUUCAUCAUAUAUCAAUAAAUGAAAAUGAAAUAUCUCCACGUCAUUUAUUAUCAUUUAAUUUAAUAAAUUCAAUAAAAUCAUAUCAAUUAGUAUCAACAAAUGUUCAAUUACAUAAAUAUUUUUCUAUUGAAAAUCAAACACAUCUAUAUGCAAUUCAAUCACUUGAUCGUGAAUAUUUAUGUGGUGAACAAUUUUGUUCAUGUAUAACACAAUGUUCAAUACAAUUAAAAAUUCUUUCACAACCAGAACAUCAAAUUAUAUUUGUUAAUAUAACAAUAAAUGAUUUAAAUGAUAAUUUACAUUAUUUUCGUUCAAAUGAAAUUCAAAUUCAUAUACCAGAAAAUACAAAUAUUCAACAUCGACAAUGUUAUCGUAUUCCAAAUGUUGAUGAUAAAGAUUUACCAGAAACAAAUCAAUUUAUUUAUCAAUUAAUUGGUAAUGGAAGUGAAAAAUUUGAAAUUGAUCAAACAAUUGGAAAUGAUUUAUGUUUAAGAAUUAAAAAUCAUCCAUUAGAUAGAGAAGAACGUACUCAAUAUGAUCAUUUAUGGAUUAUUGUUACUGAUAAACAACAACAACAAGCAAAAAUGAGAAUAAAUGUUCAAGUUUUAGAUGUUAAUGAUAAUUCACCUAAAUUUUUAACUAAUUUAACAAAAAUUUCUGUUAAUGAAACAUUUACUGGUAAAGAAAAAGAAUUUUUUUUUUUUUU